AUGCCCGACGCGCACGAAAUGGGGGCGCAGUCAGGGCGGUACGCGUACCCGUCACGGGAUGGGUCACCGGAGGUGGGCGAGUCCGUGACGGGGCCGUCACCUUCGUCCAUUGACCUCAACCGUGCGCCGGCGAACUCCAAAGGCCCCAAGCACCUGGGAGCAGCAGCGAUGGCCGGUGCACGCAACCUGCUCGACGAUUUGUCGGCCGAGCGCGCGCAGCCACCGUUGCAGGCACCGUCCACCGUGCAGGCCCCUCCGUUCCCGCAGACAAUGCCGACGCCCAUGCCAUAUCCUUCGACACAGCAGGCUCCCCAGCCACCUCCCAUUAACACACAGGAGGACACCACUGCUUGUCCCGGCAGCAUUAACAUCGAGGAGGAGUCGUUGUUCACUCAGGAGCUCACACAAGCCGCAACUGCACAAGCUCGAGCUCGACGGGUAAGCAAAAGAACCACCAACUACACGGAGAAGGAGGACAAGCCAUUUGAGAGCGACCGCAGCGAGACAUCGCUCCAAAAGAGGUUGGGAGCAAUUCAAACGGAAUGCAACAAGUUCCAGGCGGUGUAUGAUCACGUGAAGCGGAUUCCUGUUAGUGGCAUGGGUGUGAAGGACUUGGUAUGA
Messenger RNA from Lolium perenne, 621 nucleotides. The record is from RefSeq and is a predicted model, not a curated record. Lineage: Eukaryota; Viridiplantae; Streptophyta; Magnoliopsida; Poales; Poaceae.